Messenger RNA from Syngnathus typhle (broad-nosed pipefish), 3030 nucleotides. RefSeq names its product PTK6 protein tyrosine kinase 6b (gene ptk6b). Bases 52 to 1569 code for a protein of 505 amino acids. The record is from RefSeq and is a predicted model, not a curated record. Gene Ontology annotation, molecular function: ATP binding; non-membrane spanning protein tyrosine kinase activity; signaling receptor binding. Gene Ontology annotation, cellular component: extrinsic component of cytoplasmic side of plasma membrane. NCBI's taxonomy places the organism in Eukaryota, Metazoa, Chordata, Actinopteri, Syngnathiformes, Syngnathidae. The transcript has 8 exons. Gene Ontology annotation, biological process: cell surface receptor protein tyrosine kinase signaling pathway; innate immune response; protein phosphorylation.
GGUGCUGUGUACCAUUGUAAUCCAGGGCGUCUUCUUCGACAGCCCUCAAACAUGGACGAAUGCCUGCGCAGUGCGUGCCCGGCUCUGUGGCAGAGGCUGCACAGGGACAACAAAACAAAGGUGGACGGCCCGACAGCAUCCAACCCGGAAGCGCCCUUGCCGCAACCGGCGGACGAGGUGGAGAGCGGGAGCGCAUAUGAAGCAAUGUGGGACUUCCAGGGCCGCAACUCCAAUGAGUUGACCUUUCAGACGGGAGAUGUGUUUGAGGUCCAGCACCGAAGUGAUGACUGGUGGACUGUAUGUAGGCUGGACCCGACUGGAAGCAAGCUCGAUAGCGGCGUUGUGCCCGGAAACUACCUGAAGAAAACCCAGACCGGUAUGCAGGUGGAACCAUGGAAUUUUGGGACCAUGAACCGCUCAGACGCCAUAAGUCUCCUCAUGGCACCGGGUAACAGACCGGGAGCGUUCCUCAUCCGAUCCAGCGAGAACCAUCUCGGAUACGUUCUCUCAGUGCGUUCGAGCUAUCGAGUGAAACACUUCAAGAUCAGCCAAACGUCCGACGGUCUCUUUGACCUGGACGGUCUGCAGCAGUUUACGUCGCUGGGCGACCUGGUGGCGCACUACUGCAACAACCGUCUCCGUCUCAGCAACGAGGACACACUGGGGGAACCCUGCAGGCCGAAAGAACACGUGUCAGAAGUCCAAUUCCCAGAUGAAUUGUGGGAGCUAUCCAAGGAGGAGUUCACCUUGGAGGACAAGUUGGGAAGCGGUUUCUUUGGGGAUGUCUACCGAGGAUGGUGGAAGUCGCGCAUUCGCGUGGCCGUCAAGAUCAUCAAGAACGACUCGGAGGUAAACCACACCGAGUUCCAGAGGGAAGUGCAGAUCCUCAAGCGCCUGCGCCACCGUCACCUCAUCUCGCUUUUUGCCGUCUGUACCGCCUCCACGCCGUAUUACAUCAUCACCGAGCUGAUGGAGAAAGGAAGUCUGCUGGACCUGCUCAGAAGUCCCGAGGGCAAGCAGCAGGAUAUGACAUCGCUGUCGGACAUGGCCGGUCAGGUGGCUGAUGGGAUGUCCUACCUGGAAGAGCAUAAUUUCAUCCAUAGAGACUUGGCGGCCCGGAACGUUCUGGUUGGAGAAGACUACAUCUGCAAGGUGGCCGACUUUGGACUGACCCAAGUCAUCAAGGAGCCAAUCUACUUUGCGUACCAGAAAGCCACCCCGCACAAAUGGAGCGCGCCGGAGGCCAUCAACCAGAGGAAAUUUUCCGUCAAGUCAGACGUGUGGUCCUUCGGCAUCCUGCUCUACGAGAUGGUCACCUACGGAGGUGUGCCCUACCCAGGUCUAAGCGGGGAGGAAGCGGACAAGCUGGUGAGCGAAGGCUACAGAAUGCCAGCACCUCCUGGUUGUCCGCCGUUCCUCUACGAAAUGAUGUCCAAAUGCUGGAAUAGCGAUCCCGAGCUGCGGCCCUCAUUCUGGCAACUGAAGGAGCAAAUGUACAACAUCUACGAUGGGAGUCUCUUGGCACAUACUAUAGACAAAGAAGCACCUACAACACCGACAGACACUUAACAGGCUUCCAUAAAGCGAAAAGGACUUUUGGCGAGAGAAGCGGGAUACGGCAAGAUUGGUCGCCAUCCGAUCGCUGGGUGCAUUUGAGUAACAAUCAAGCAUUCAUCUUGCUUUUUUAUGCUCAAAAUGAUGCGUAUUUGAAAAUAUGCAGAGCUCCAUUUGCAUAGAUUAUUUAUAAAAGGGAGUAAAACAACAUCUUUUAUGGACAAUUUAGAGGAUUCAGUGUGAGGGAAGCGUUUGGGAGUUUAAUACAUCGGCAACUAUUUUUGGAAUGAAUCAAGUAUUAUGUCACAGUUAUGGACUUAACCUGCAUUAUUUAAAAGUAAUCUUGACAUUGAAUCUAAUGUCCAUGCAUUUUUAUCAACUAAAAAGUCUAAUAGUAAAAUAUCCAUUUAGGAUUUGACACGAUAGUGUGACAUGAGUGAGACAAUUUGGUAUCACAAAUAAUAAGAGGAAAAGAUUGUCAGAAGGCGACAAAUCUUCAGUCCAUUUAAAAAGAUCAUAAAUCAUUCACUUUUUUAUACAGUCCAUUUAAAAGAAGAAUAAAUAAUUCACUUUUUUAUUUUCACCAUAGUGUGUGACUAAUCCCUCCAACCGGAUUGCUUUUUUGGUGAAUAUUGAGCAACUAGCAUUGUUGAAAUGUCCCACCUGAAAGCCAAAUGAUUCCACCUGCUUCUUUUUGGAAUCACUUGGGAUUACUACACGAUUCUGUGCUGUAGCUCAAUGAAUGCUGAAUACUUAAUUACCGUUUUUUUCCGUCUAUAAUGCGCCCCCGUGUAUAAUACGCACCCUAAAAAUGGCAUGUUGAUGCUGUAAAAAAGCCUGUACCCAUGUAUAAUACGCACCCAAAUUUGGACUCCUACUUAAGUCCGUGAACGUAAAAUGAUUUCAGAAAAAAGAUCAUCUUUGGGAACAACCGGAUGUUAUUCUGCCGGUCAGUAUCACUGCGCAUGCGCUAGCAUACUCAAUAGCGAAGAAAUGUUUCGGAUUUGUGUAGGGUACAUUGUGACAGCAAACGAGCAGGUGAUCGAGCAAGCGUCUGAUACGAGAGCAUUGUGUUCGUAUGGAGUGUGUUUGAAGUGAACAGCAGAGAAGAUAGCGCAUCUGUAAUGGCGGCCUCCGUAUGAUAUCCGGAUUUAAAAAAAAAAAAAAAAAAAGAAAUUUGAGAAGAUUUUGUUUUUGUUUUUUGUACCCAUGUAUAAUGCGCACCCCAGAUUUUAGGACAAUAAAUUAGCUAAAUUUUGCGCAUUAUACAUGGAAAAAAACGGUAUAUGCGCAACACCUCUGUGUAUUUAACACCUCUGUCUCUCUCUCUCUCUCUCUCUCUCUCUCUGUCUCUGUCUCUGUCUCUGUCUCUGUCUCUGUCUCUGUCUCUGUCUCUCUCUCUCUCUCUCUCUCUCUCUCUCUCUCUCUCUCUCUCUCUCUCUCUCUCUCUCUCUCUCUCUCUCUCUCUCUCCACAC